AUGUCCGAUCCCUCGUUCGUGGGAUUUGUUUCGGCUGAAAGCACUACAGACAUCAAGACAAUCGUGUCUUUUCCUGGAAUUUAUGAGGCAGACUGGGGGAUGCUUGUGGAGAGUUCGACGAAGUUGCAGGGCGGAGAAGACGGCUACCAGGCGGUUGGAAGUACGGCCUGCGUGUUCCUGCCGAAAGGAAGCUCUCAUUUCGCAGAUCACGCAAAAAACGUAGAUGAUCCACAGCAACCAUGUUGGUGCAUGUCCUUGUACGGCAGCGAGGCAGAUUUUGGUUGCAAAUGGUUCGAAGAAUGGAGGAAGCAGCUGGAAAAGGCAGUCGAAAAAAAUCACACGCUCGUGGUGGUCUUCAAAGCAGGAGAUACCCCUCAAGGUCCAGAUGACGACAGUACUGAGUGGAUGACGAAGUACAAGUGGCCGCCAAAACUGAAGUGCAACGAGGCCAACAAGGGAAUGCCCGAAUUGGGCGUGUCCCAAAGGGGUGAGGUGGCCUACUUGAAGAAAUGCCUGGACAACAUGCAACCAGGCCAACGCAAUAGAGUACUAGUGGAAGACAUCCUUAAUUUUCGCAAGCGGCUGCUGGACCUCACUCUAACUCGUCUGGAGAGGGACUCCUUGUGCAGACGAAAUGACAUUGACGAAAGGCUGGUGGAGGUGCAAAAGAAGAGGAAGGAACUUCAGCCAAUCGAGGAUCAGUGUGCAGGCCUACAGGAAAUUCAUUGGGCAGCAAGAGACGGUGAGAAGACUGUGGUGGAAAUUUUGGUCCAGCAGGGGCUGCCGGACAUUAUCAAAGAGCCAACAAAACCCGGUCGAGCCCAACCUCUGCACUAUGCUGCCAAAGCAGGCAAAAAUCAGAUCGUUCAAGAAGGGCAAAUGAGGAUCGUUGAGCACUUGCUGCUCAAGGCAGCGGACCUGGAAGCCAGGAAUGAGGAUGGUGAGACACCAAUGCAUUGGGCAGCGUACACCGGCUUUGUGGCAGUCCUUGAGAAACUGAUCGAGAAACACGCCAACAUGGAUUCUGAAGACAACCUGGGAGAGAGGCCUCUUCACAAGGCGGCUCGGAAGGACCAUGAUGAGGUCGCCAAAGCUCUGUUGGAGGUCAAAGCCAAGCAGGAUGCUGUCACCAUCAAAGGUCAGACGCCCCUGCAUUUGGCAGCCCUUUGUGGCAGUCCUCAAGUUGUCCAAACGCUGGUGGGCAACGAUGCGGGGCAGGGGAUGUUGGAUGAGAAUGGAGAUGCGCCUAUUCACUUGGCUGCAGCCAGGGGGCGUGCAGCAAUUGUGCAGUUUCUCAUUGCCCACAAGGAGGACCCAGAUCGGCAUGGCAGAACACCACUUCACAUAGCAUCCAUGAAGGGCCACAGGAAGCUGGCCAAACUUUUGCUACACGAGCGCUGCAACAAGGAAGUCACUGACGGCGAGGGCCUAAGACCCAUUCAUGCGGCGGCAAGGUGUGGCCAUCAGGAUGUGCUUGAGGAACUGAUCAAAGCUGGCUGCAACAAGGAAGCCAAGACAGAGACUGAUGAAACGGCAUUCCACAUCGCGGCACGAUAUGGCCAAGCUGAAGUGGUCAAGUUCCUGCUGCAGCAUCAAUGCAGCAAGGAUGUCCACAACUACGAUGGUCUACAACCUAUUCAUGUGGCAGCAAAGUACGGACAUAAGGAGGUGGUUCUGCUUCUCCACAACAGCACUCACGAGGCAAACAAAACGAAGAAUGGCCAAAGCCACCUACACAUUGCGGCGCUGUAUGGGAAGUUGGACGUGGUCAGCUUGCGUCUGGCAAACUUCAACAAGGACAUAACGGACUCGGAUGGCAGAACGCCGCUUCAUUUGGCAGCCUUGGAGGGCCGGUUGGAUGUGGUCACAGAACUUCUGCUUCAAAGGUGUGCGGUGGAUGUGGCAGACAGAUAUGGUCAGCAGCCGCUUCAUUUGGGAAUCGUCGAAGGGCACUGUAAAGUGGUCGAGAAGCUCAUACAGGAAAGGUGCAGCAAGGAUUCGAAAGAUUCGGAAGGCCAAACGCCGCUUCAUUUGGCUGCCUGGGGUGGCCGUCAUAAUAUAGUAGAGCUUCUCCUGACGGAGGGAUGUCAGGAGGCAGUGGACAACUAUGGUUACGUGCCACUUCAUCUUGCGGUGCGACAGACAGCUCACGAGGUAGUGAAAAGUCUGCUGCGCUUUUCCAGCAAGGACGCCAAGGAUUUGAAUUGUCGAACUCCGCUUCAUCUUGCGGCUAUGGGGGCUGACCAGGACAUAGUCCAGACCCUGGUGAGCAACGACUGCAACAAGGAGGCUAGGGAUCGCAGAGGCCAUCGUCCGCUUCAUUUGGCAGCACUGCGGGGCAACAUCGACGUGCUGACGUGUCUGCUCGAAAGUGGGUGCAAGCAGGAUGUGACAGACGAUGGCGGCAUGGGUCUGGGUUGA
This is a messenger RNA of Symbiodinium natans, 2421 nucleotides long. The record is from the annotation of a GenBank genome assembly. Lineage: Eukaryota; Dinophyceae; Suessiales; Symbiodiniaceae.